AUAAAAACUCAUAAUUUACUUUCUCUCGUCUCAGUCUCAACUAUUUGAUUGAAACUGGUAUCAAACUCUUUUUCCUUUCCUUUCCUUGGCUUUAUUCAUUCGUCAUGUCUCUCUCUUUCUUUAACUCCCUGUUUCAUAAACUCACCUCUCGAUGGCCCCUCUUCCUCUACGCUGCCACGUGGACCACCAUCCUGACUGCGGCAGUUGCCGUCUCUUCCUUUUGGCCUGAACUCUGCUUUGUUUGGGCUAUCUCUCCCUCCUCUUCCUUUUCACGUGACUGUGAUACUGACGCUUUCGUUAGGGUUCCGUUAGACCUGCCGGGAGAGUUCCUCUGCCUUCCGGCUCACCUUUUCAAAAGGUCCAAACUUGAUUUGUUUGUUCCUCCCGUUUUCGCGGCCGUUGUGGUGGCCAGCUCCGCGUGGCUUGUGCGAGCCUUAGGAUUGUUUGAGUACCAGGAGUCGUCUUGAUUAAGGUGCGUCCACCGUCUGAUUAUUAUAAAUUUUGUAUACUAUCAAUUAAUCAAACCUCAGCAAUUAGUUAUUAUAAUUCUUUAAACUAUCACAAUGAAUGAAGAAAUUUCCAAAUUUACAUGAACAAUGAUAAAGU
Pistacia vera is the source of this 606-nucleotide messenger RNA. RefSeq lists its product as uncharacterized. The transcript has a single exon. Lineage: Eukaryota; Viridiplantae; Streptophyta; Magnoliopsida; Sapindales; Anacardiaceae. The record is from RefSeq and is a predicted model, not a curated record. The coding region runs from base 105 to 467 and encodes 120 amino acids.